This is a messenger RNA of Mugil cephalus (flathead mullet), 1160 nucleotides long. RefSeq lists its product as uncharacterized. The record is from RefSeq and is a predicted model, not a curated record. The transcript has 9 exons. The coding region runs from base 132 to 1028 and encodes 298 amino acids. Lineage: Eukaryota; Metazoa; Chordata; Actinopteri; Mugiliformes; Mugilidae.
AAAGACAACUGGUAUCAGUGGAAUAAACAAUAAAUAUAAAUAUAUUUAAUUAAAAACAGUUCCAGUAGCAUUCCACUGCCACUUGUUGUGAUGGUGAACUGAGCCGAGGAGGAAUCAAAACACCAUCAGCCAUGUUUUCCUCAAAACAGCAAAAGGCUCGUUCCCAUGACCUGAGUCCUUCAGAGAGGUUUGUCACCACCUACGCUCAUGACUUUAAACCCGUCAGUGAGCGCGGCCCACAGCUGAACCGCAAGACUCCAGCCAAGCCUGCUCCGGCGUUAAUCAGCCUGCCGCAGAAUAACCAUGAAACUUGGCCCGUGUUCUUUCACCACUUCUACAACACGACCAACGGCACCUACGGCUCAGCUCUGGGCGCACAGCCUCUCUCUUGUUCCCUCUCUGGGGGUUUUGGCUCCACCGCGACGGAGGCCAGGACUCAGGAACCGAGGGUUGCCAGGGAGACUGGGAUUUCACUCAACAAGGAGGAUAAAGCGAACGCGUGGAAGGCAAAAAAUGAGCCACAGUGGAAGACUAAUGUCCUCUACCAGGAAGGUGUGGUUAUGGUGGCGACGCCCUGCUGCGAGGAUUUCAUUAGAAAUCUGUGCAGAGAAACCGGACUGCGUGGCCCAGUCAACCUUCCCGUGGCCUCGAGGCCCGUCGCCACUAACAAAGAUGAAAACUGGGAGACCGGUGCCUUCUUGUGGGGCUUGAGCCCAGCUAUCGGAUUAAAUGGCAGCAGCUUCCUCCAUCCUAGCCCCUGGCAGUGCAGUUGCUGCGCGUGGGGACCUCAGCAGUCUGGUGUGUGUUGCUUUGAGACGCAAAACGUCCCUGCUCAGGUCUCCGCGAGCGGCGCCGAGCCCGCGGGCCGAGCUCAGCCCCACGGCUCCCACACAGAGUCCGGCAGGAUGCCGCUGACCGAGUACCAGGCCAGCUACGGCGCCGAGUGGGCCAAGCCUAAGGUUGAGCAGAGUGACUCUCAGCGUUGUCUCCCUCGUCAUUGUCGCAGGAAUCCUCGUUCGUCCGUGUGAACCUCAGCGUUUACCUCAAUACACAGCAGAUAAAAAAACACACACACGUGUGGUUUGUCUUUUGUGUCGUGAAGUCAAAGAGUUUAAAGCGCUGCGUCAACUCCAAAAAAAAAUAAAAAAUCCUUCGCUGCA